AUGUCUCACAAGAGUGUCCUGGGGCCUGGGGCUCGGCCAGGCACAUCGGCUGGCGAAUGCUCAGACCCCGGAGCAUCACAGUGCGCCGAGGUGCUCUGCAAGCACGACUGGCGAAGCAGCAUGAAACAGCCUCAAGUGCAUUUUUGGAGGCAUGCGUGCCCCUUCCAUCCUCCAAGAGAUAGCCGGCGCCGCUUUUUCCACAAAAUGGAGUCGCCAAGAGUUUUUUGCGUUAGCUUGAAUGCUUCGCCCUGCUUCCAACGCUUUACAGGAGGCAGCGGCCCUUUUCAAUUCAGUGUGACCUUUCAGGUUCCUUGGAACGAUUAUUCCAAAGGUGAUGCUAAAGUUGGAAGUUCGCAUGGAGGUUUCAUUUUCAUUAGAAACUGA
Messenger RNA from Durusdinium trenchii, 384 nucleotides. The record is from the annotation of a GenBank genome assembly. NCBI's taxonomy places the organism in Eukaryota, Dinophyceae, Suessiales, Symbiodiniaceae.